This is a messenger RNA of Aspergillus luchuensis, 651 nucleotides long. RefSeq lists its product as uncharacterized. Bases 1 to 651 code for a protein of 216 amino acids. Gene Ontology annotation, molecular function: chitin binding. The record is from RefSeq and is a predicted model, not a curated record. NCBI's taxonomy places the organism in Eukaryota, Fungi, Ascomycota, Eurotiomycetes, Eurotiales, Aspergillaceae. The transcript is spliced from 3 exons.
AUGCUUACUAACGACGUUUUCAUGGAGGAAUACGAUCGCGUCUGUUUGCUCGAUCUCUCGAAGCCGUUGCCAACUCAAGCCUUCAACACCAGCAUCCCACUGGUGACCUCGAUGACCGAGACGGAAUCCUACUCCAGUCAAUUGAUAGCCACUGCAACCGCGCGACGAACGGCUUCCAUGAGUUCAGCGUCUGCUACUAACAGCGCGAGCACGACGACUACUAGCAGCGUUACUCAAUCUUCCGUAGCGACUUCUACGGCAUCUUCGUCCGCGAACACCUCCGCAGAUGGCACCUGCGGCGAGUCUACCGGGUAUUCGUGCACCAACUCUCGAUUUGGGAACUGCUGCAGCAAAUUUGGCUACUGUGGAUCAACGAGCGACUACUGCGAUACCAACUGUGACCCUGGAUACGGCGAGUGCAAGGCUUCCUCCAUAGCCAGCAGUCUGACUCCGACCUCAGCAUCUACGGUGACCCCGACAUCCACAGCCAACAUCUCGCCUAAUGGUCUGUGUGGAGCCAAUAAUGGAGGCUAUACCUGCCUGAAAUCACAAUUUGGCAAUUGCUGCAGCCUUUAUGGUUACUGUGGAUCGACCAGCGACUAUUGUGCCUCCCAAUCUUGCGAUAACUCCUAUGGAGAAUGCUUUGCUUGA